Molecule: messenger RNA, 1647 nt
Organism: Cordyceps fumosorosea ARSEF 2679
Lineage: Eukaryota; Fungi; Ascomycota; Sordariomycetes; Hypocreales; Cordycipitaceae
Product: Carboxylesterase, type B
Exons: 3
Coding region: 1-1647 (548 amino acids)
Source: RefSeq, a predicted model, not a curated record
AUGCUUCUCAAGCGACUCGCCUAUAUCGCUGGCGCUCUCCGGACCGCCGCCGCGGCGGCUAUUGAUCUCCCUGCAGAGACGACAGCCGCCGCAGCCCGAGCGCCGAUCGUCCACCUCGACUACGCCACGUACCGGGGUUCCCGCGCUGCUGGUGCCGGCGUCGACCAAUUUCUCGGUAUGCGUUUCGCCAGCCCGCCUGUAGGUGACCUGCGGUUCCGCGCGCCGCAGGCGCCGGCCUACGAGAACGAGGUGCAGGACGCGAGCAAGUUCGGCGCGCUCUGUGUCGGCGUUGGUACCACCGCCGAUGACAGUUUUGCCGAAGACUGCCUCUUUGCCAACGUCUUCAAACCCGCCAACGCCACCGCAGCAUCGAAGCUUCCUGUAUGGGUCUUCAUCCAGGGUGGCGGCUACGCCGCCAACUCCAACGGCAACUACAACGGCUCCCAGAUCGUCCAGCAGAGCGGUGGCAACAUUGUCUUUGUCAACUUCAACUACCGCGUCGGUGUGCUUGGCUUCUUGGCUAGCGAAGAGGUUCGUCACGACGGCGCGCUGAAUGCUGGCCUCCUGGACGAGCGGAUGCUUCUUAGAUGGGUGCAAAAGUACAUCAGCCAGUUUGGAGGCGACCCUAAGCAUGUCGUAAUUCAUGGCGAUUCGGCAGGCGGUGGGUCCGUCUCGUAUCAUUUGACCGCUUACGGAGGCAAUGACAAGGAGGACCUGUUUGUUGGUGCCAUGCCUGAGAGCCCGUUCUGGCCGACGCAACGUACCGUGCAACAGAUGAGAUUCCAGUGGACGCGUCUUCUCGACAAGACCAAUUGCGCGUCUCUCAACUGCCUCCGGAAGCUUGGAAUUCGCGCGCUACGUGAAGCGAGCUUGCCUUCGCCCUUCCCGGAGGCACAUACCGGGGACCCCUUGCCGCUGUGGUACUGGUUGCCUGUGAUUGACGGGCACCUGGUCCAAGACCACAUGUACUCGCAGUUCCAGACAGGACAAUUUAAGCGCGUACCGAUGCUCAUCGGUGAUGAUACCAACGAAGGUACCUUCUUUGCUGCCAAUGCCAGUACCGAGACAGAAGCGUUGGCCUUCCUGCGAGCCAAUUAUCCACGUCUUAAAAGGUGGCAGCUUGCCCUUGUGAGCAACCUCUAUCCCAAGAUGGACCCCUUGCCCAAGCACGCUGCCUACUUCCCUUCUACCGCCGCAGCAUACGGCGAUUGUACCUUUACCUGCGCCGGAAACGCCAUAACCGAUGCCAUCUCAUCCUUUGUGGGUCGUGACAAGUCGUGGAAUUACCGUUACAACGUCGCCGAUCCGGAGCAAGUAGCCGAAGGUUUCGGUGUGCCACACGUCGCUGAAAUCGGUGCAAUCUUUGGUCCAGACAAUGUUCAGGGACAGGAGGCGAAGUCUCUGAGGACCACCAAUGCCGCUAUUGUACCAGUGACAAUGGCGUACUUCUCCAGCUUCGUUCAAUACCUGGAUCCCAAUGUCAAACGGCACCCUGGAUCGCCGGUGUGGCAGAAUUGGGCGUCUGAAGAUGAGCAGGGUCGCCGUAUGCGGCUGGAAACAAACAAAACGGUGAUGGAGGCGGUGCCCUUCGACUUGAUCAGAAAGUGCCAGUUGUGGAGGUUUCUUGCUAGUAGUAUGGAUGUUUGA